UGUGGCACCUUGGAGCCCGUGCUGAGAUAGAUCUGUUUGCCACCCUGGGAUGGGUUACACUUACACUUCUCUCUCCCCAGAUCCCCUGCAUUUUGUGGCACUGAAGGCAGCUUUUGGGCAUUAGUAACUUCUGCUCUGGAACACUUAACCCCAGUACAAGCAGGUCCUCUGGCAGUGGGACUUUUGAAGCUCUGCAAAUGCCCACAAGAUGUCAGGAUUCAGGCACUGACUGUUCUGCUUCAGCCAAUGGACUGUAUUUUGAGAGCAGCCUCCCAGCCUCUGGAAUGUGCAGGUUUGCUGGAUGAGUCUGUCAGUGAUCCUGCCACUCUUGAAAGUCUUCUGUCCUCCAAGACAUCUUGUGCUGGUCUCCUGUGUCAGACCCUCACUCACCUGGAGAAGCUGCUGUCUCUGAAACAUUUAAGAGUGGAUUUACCCUGUGUGUCUUUGCUGCACUCUCUCAUGACAAUAUUACAAUUCUGCAAUGGCUUCCUGAGCCCAACUUCUCCUCUGGGAAGCACAAUCAGCAGGAAUCUGAUCAAUUGCUUCAGAGUGCAAAAGUCAGCUCUUGAUGUCCUUGCAGCACUCUCAGAGAAAAAAGAGUGUGACACUCUCAUGGGAAGUCUGUUUGAUGUCCUUCUGGCAUAUCUGCAGAGUCCAAACACCAGCCCUACUGUUCUAAAGAAAACCUUUCAAGCUACAUCCAAGUGGUUGGUGCACUUGCAGGAACUGUCCUCCUCCAACAGUCAGUGGCCACAAACUGAGAAGAUUUUGGAAGAUGUGUUGGUGGUGCUGCAGAAACGUUUGUGCAGUCCCUGCUGGGAAGUAAGAGAUUCUUCCCUGGAGUUCCUCACUUCCAUGGUUAAAUGCUUGAGAGACCAGAAGGAGUACAGGCAGUGUCUCCUGUCCUCAGAGGUGCUGAGGCUGACAGAAAACCUGCUGGAGGACCCAGAGAGCUACGUUCGAGCGAGCGCCGUGACUGCAGUGGGACACCUGGCCCCCAUCACUUGCUUUGCUCCAGAGUCACCUGUCACAGGCAAUCAAUAUAACAAAGAGAGCAUUGUAGCAAAGCUUCAGGAGAUCUUGUCAACAGACUCAGAGGGCUUUCCUAGGAGGGCUGUGAUCAGCAUCUUCACCAAGUGGCUGAGAGAAGGCUGCACAGGUCAGCUGGAAGAUACAGAGCAGUUUGUCUCUAGAGUCAUCCAGACUGUGGAGCACGACUUAGACUGGGAAGUCAGACUUGGUGGUUUGGAGCUGGUUGAAGUUUUCUGUAGUCAGACCAUUUGCCAGCUUUCCCAGUGUCCCUAUGCUCCUGUCUCCUCUGCAGUCCCAAGUUCCAGCCCUCAGAACGAGCUGCUGCAGGUGUUUUGUCGAGCGAAGCUGUUUGGGUUUUUGUUUGGAUCUUUGUGUGACUGUGACAAACCCGUGGGGCAGAGAGCCUGUGAUGUGCUGGUUGGCUUGAGAGGUCAUUUCUACCCCAUGAGUACUUUGGAGAAUCCACAGGAGGUUGAAGAUUCACCUGCAGGACGUGGCAUUGCCUGGUUACAGAGGACACUAAGACAGGGUUCUCUGGCUCAGAACUUCCCCAUGGAUGGUGAUGUUGAGGUGGAUUUCCAAGAUCCAGAGAGCAUGAUGUUAGCUUUGGGUGCAAUAGACUUACUGGAGCUGCAUGAUGAGCUAAAUAAAAGUAGUGACCAUGUGGAGGAAAGCCCUCAGUCCCUCUUACAGGACAUCCUUGCUGCUGUGGGGACCAUAGAGGAUAAUGAAGUUGACUGUUACUGAACACAGCUUUUGCUCUGAGGAAGCAGUGCUCAAGCAGGUUUCUUCUGGAGGAGAAGGAUGGUUUUGUUAGCUGUUAAAUGGGUUAGAAAAUCUUUGCUUUAAUACUGAUGAAUAUUUUUUUUUUGUUAAGUGUCAUUUCCAAUAAACUGUUGUUUCUUUUUCAAAGUAAAAA
Molecule: messenger RNA, 1951 nt
Organism: Serinus canaria (Common canary)
Lineage: Eukaryota; Metazoa; Chordata; Aves; Passeriformes; Fringillidae
Gene: BRAT1
Product: BRCA1 associated ATM activator 1
Exons: 9
Coding region: 247-1779 (510 amino acids)
Biological process (GO): DNA damage response; cell population proliferation; positive regulation of protein phosphorylation
Cellular component (GO): nucleus
Source: RefSeq, a predicted model, not a curated record